This is a messenger RNA of Rhodotorula graminis WP1, 2672 nucleotides long. RefSeq lists its product as uncharacterized. The record is from RefSeq and is a predicted model, not a curated record. The coding region runs from base 1 to 2628 and encodes 875 amino acids. Gene Ontology annotation, biological process: phosphatidylethanolamine biosynthetic process; phosphatidylcholine biosynthetic process. The transcript has 4 exons. Gene Ontology annotation, cellular component: cytoplasm. Gene Ontology annotation, molecular function: choline kinase activity; ethanolamine kinase activity. Lineage: Eukaryota; Fungi; Basidiomycota; Microbotryomycetes; Sporidiobolales; Sporidiobolaceae.
AUGCCGUCCCAAGUGCACGAGUCGCUGAUCCCGUCCACCUCGCCGCUCCUCGCCCCCUCGCACCCUUCGCACCACCACCACCACAGCUCGCGCAACCGCAACUCGGCAGACUCGUUCACGCUCCAGUCCAACUACCGCAACCCCGACAUCCCCAACGACCUCGAGUUCCUCGCCCCCGGCCAGUGGGACGACGACGACCACCACCACGACCUCGACCUCGACCACGACGACGACGACGACGACGCGUCCGACAGCCAGGACGACGACGACUUUGACCAGCUCGACGAGGACGCAGACGUCGAGGACUGGACCCUCGAGGACGGUCACGUCGAGGGCGUCGCUCGCUCAAACCUCCGCCUCGACGCCAAGCAGUACAAGCAGGACGACUUCCUCGCCCUCCUCCUCCCGCUCUUCCGCGACCAGUUGCGCAUCCCCGGCUGGGUCUCGCUCCCGCCCGACACGCCGCCGUCCCUCAUCCAGAUCCACAAGAUCUCGGGCGCCUUGACCAACGCCGUCUUCUUCGUCUCGGUCCCCGAGACCGAGUGCGACGUCGAGGUCGCCGUCACGGUCGAGUCGCCCGGCGUCUUCCCUGCUGGCCCGCGGGUCUUGACGCCCCUCACCGUCCUCGGCGAGCUCGAGCGCGGGCGCCAGGCGGCCCAAACGCCCGUCCCGCGUCACGACCCGCGCGACGACACGCCGUCGUCGCCGCACUCGGAGCCGUCGACCCCGGUCGUCGAGACGAGCAGCCUCCCGGGCUACCUCCCGACCGAGGACGACACGCCGCCCGACUCGCACGCCAACUCGCCCUUGUCGACCGAGGCGCCGCCGACCCCGACCGAGCCGCGCACCCGCACCGAGCGCGUCGUCCUCUCGGCGCCGACCCUCCUCCUGCGCAUCUACGGGCCCUCGUCGGGCUCGCUCAUCUCGCGCCGCAACGAGCUCCACAUCCUGCACACGCUGUCGUCCCAGUACGGCAUCGGCCCGCACGUCCUCGGCACGUUCGCCAACGGCCGCGUCGAGGAGUACUUUCACUCGCGCGCGCUCGACAAGGACGAGAUGCGCGACGCGCGCCUCAGCCGGUGGAUCAGCCGCCGCAUGCGCGAGCUGCACUCGGUCGAGCUCGACCGCAUGGUGCCGCCCUGGAGCGAGCAGGACGAGGAGCGCGAGCGCGAGCAGCGCGCCGCGAGGCGGGCCAGGAGCCGCAGCCCGAGCGGCGCACCGGUACCGCACGACGAGCGCCCGGGCCCGAAACCGCUGUCGAGCGCGAGCGGCAACAAGUCGCCCGUGAGCGGCGCGAGCGUCUACUCGACGUCGUCGAGCUCGAGCGUCUUCUCGUUCGGCACGACGUCGUCGUCGUCGUCGGUCCGGUCCUUCUCGUCGUCGUACUCGACGUCGUCGCUCGCGUCCGUGUCGACGCUCAACUCGUUCGGCACGCCGCGGUCGCUCGUGUCCUCGCCGGCGCUCCUCCCGCACCGCCAGGCGAGCGAGUCGCGCGCCGACGACAAAAAGCGCUCGAGGCGUCGAGGGACGGGCAGCAGCAGCAGUCGGCGCCGCACCAAGAAGCAGCACAAGCUGUGCGUGUGGGAGAACAUCACGCGGUGGACGCGCGAGGCCAAGAACGUCCUGCGCGAGCUCGACGAGCUCGCCCAGCUGCCCGGCCUUGCCCGCCUCGUCUCGACCCCGUCCGCCGCCUCGUCGCCGACCGGGCCGCUCUCGCACGAUGGCGCGUCGACCUCGUCGUCGACGUCGGCCGAGCACGUCCCGCCGCUCGCGUCGGUCACGCGCACGUUUGCCAUCCGCGCCGCGCUCAACCUGCCCCAGUUCGAGCAAGAGCUGCGCCUGUACCGCGCGUUCGUCCACGCGCAGGAGCGCGCGUCGGGCCACUCGAAGCGCGUGUUUGCGCACAACGACACGCAGUACGGCAACCUGUUGCUCAUGACGCCGACGAGCGGUGGGCGCGAGGCCGAGGACGAGCUCGAGCGCAAGGCGAGGCGCGAGGGAGGGGCCCACAAGAGGCUGAUCGUCGUCGACUUUGAGUACGCCGGCGCCAACCCGCGCGCGUUCGACAUCGCCAACCACUUUUGCGAGUGGCAGGCCGACUACCACCACCCGUCGCUGUCGCACUCGCUGUCGGCGCACCAGACGUACCCGACCCAGUCGGAGCGCGCACGUUUCCUGCGGGCCUACAUCGGCUCGGACGGCGGCUUUGACGGUCCGGCGUCGGGCGAGGGCAGCGCGGCGAGCGGCGGCGGGCGCGACGACGCGCGGGUCGAACGGCUCGAGGAGGAGGUGCGCGUGUGGCAGCCGAGCAGCCACGCCCAGUGGGCCGUGUGGGGCAUCGUCCAGGCCAAGGAGGACCUGCUCGCGCGCAUCAAGUCGUGGAAGGACAAGGCGGCGAGGGGCUCGCGCGCGACGUCGUCCGCUCCUUCGCCAUUGCCGUCCCCCUCGCCGUCGCCGAGCGCGCUCGUCGACCAGGUCAAGGAGCUCGGGCUCGACGACGCCGACGAGCUGGUCGACCUCGACGACAUGGAGGAGGUCGGCGAGGUGUUCGACUACCUGUCGUACGCGGCGGAGCGCAUGAACAUGUUCCGGAGCGAGCUGCGCGAGCUCGGCGUCGUCUCGUCGUAGAAAGGGGGUCUGUCGCGGGCUGCAAUAGCAUGGAUAGUGACUGU